Messenger RNA from Daldinia decipiens, 1517 nucleotides. RefSeq lists its product as uncharacterized. The transcript has 3 exons. NCBI's taxonomy places the organism in Eukaryota, Fungi, Ascomycota, Sordariomycetes, Xylariales, Hypoxylaceae. The record is from RefSeq and is a predicted model, not a curated record. Bases 134 to 1003 code for a protein of 289 amino acids.
UUCUUUUCUUCGCGACGCCCUAGAGGCCGUUUUUCUUUAUUCCGUUCUUUGCACAUAAUACGAACUCAUCACAGUCCUUUGAAAGGCUUUUCUUAUUCAUUCAUUCUUGCUUCUGGAAAGCCGAAUCGACAUUAUGUUUUUUGGUCAAGCUUGUGCGGCCCUGUUGGGUCUUUCGUCGCUCGUUGCGUCAGCACCAACUUCUGAGUCGCUUGCGUUGGCGUCUAAGAGGGGGCUGAAGUGGAAGCCACGACGAACCCCUCUUACUAUCGAGCAGAUAGUACAGGAGACGAAUAUCAUCAUCGUUGAAGACAACCAGGCAGAGUUGGAUGCUCUACAGAGGCUAGCCGAGCAGCAAUUUGCUCAGCUCGUCCAGGCCCAGGUUGCUUUAAUAACCCAACUGGAAGAUAUCAAGAACAACAUCAGAGUUAAUCAUUUUAAGGCUCGCUUCUCGCAAGUAAACAUUGUAAUUGUUACAGUAUCGACCUUAGUCGAUGCUCGAGCCGCCGAGGGUAGCCAGAAUAGGUACAUGGUAAACCAGGCGGUUGUUGAUAACGGCAAGCCUGAAAGUCAGAUCAUGGUCAUGGUCUCAGAUGCACAAACCAUGACUAUCGGCGCAUCGAAUACAGUCGACCUCGCAGGGGUUCAAGCAGCCAGCGCCAUCACCCAACCAACGGCAGUGCCUGCCCUCGUAAGCGCCGAUCCGGCCGCGCCAUACGGAAAGGCGAACCAAAGCAUGAUCCUCCCCAUCGGCGCCUCGGCGCCGGCGAUCGAUCUCGUCUUCGCCGACCCAGCUGCCAUCAUCUUGCCGAACCAGCAGGAUCUAUUCGUUGAGAGCACGGGCACCUUCCUCCAGGACUGCGGUUUCUACCAGUCUAACGGAAAUGCCUUUAUCAACUUAGUCUCCCAACUGUUCACGUCGUUUGAGCAGAUCACAGUCGUGAACAGUGAUGUUUCAAUCGUGAGGCAGAAACAGGACGUUAAUGUCGUUGCACCCGUUGCAUAGGCCAGAGCGAAUAAGACGGAAAGGAGGUUAGUGUAUAUUUGUAUUUAGAUACCCAAUGCGUGUAGGCAUUAAGGCAUAUUUCUCUGUGGGUCUGGAGACUAUUGGUUGGGGAGUUCAACUAGGCGGGAAAGGAGGGAACUUGGGGGGGGUGAAUAGGAGUAACUAGGUCCAAAGGGUGUUGCACUUUACGCCGGCCCUCUCUUACUAGAGACACUCAAAUUUUCGUACCCUUCUCUAGGUAGAAAGGGAUAAUAUAAAGACUUUUUAAACCCCUGGACUGUUUUCAAUACCGUUUGAUAUGCUUUUGUUCAAAACUACAAGCCCCUAACCUAGGUUAAAGGGGCAUCGAGUAUUCCAUUUUAAUGGGGACAAACUAAACGUGAUGAUUGGAGAAACCCAAGAGGUGCUAGAGGGGCAGAGGGGUAGAAGAGCUCUUUACCCUUUCCAGCCAACCUCGGUCAAAGGUACAUUUAGGUAACAUAGUGAUGUAUGGACAUGGACAUCAAUAUAGACA